Molecule: messenger RNA, 5775 nt
Organism: Lodderomyces pseudojiufengensis
Lineage: Eukaryota; Fungi; Ascomycota; Pichiomycetes; Serinales; Debaryomycetaceae
Exons: 3
Coding region: 1-5775 (1924 amino acids)
Biological process (GO): protein deubiquitination
Cellular component (GO): nucleus; cytosol
Molecular function (GO): cysteine-type deubiquitinase activity; cysteine-type endopeptidase activity
Source: RefSeq, a predicted model, not a curated record
AUGUCAGUACCUCACUCGACUACAACUACUGCAAAUAAUUCAACUUCGUCAUCAGCUACAUCUACCACAACCAAUUCGAAUGGGGGAUCUCUGCGUUUUCGAGGAGACGCUGCAAGUUUUUCACCUCGUUAUCCGAUUUUACAUCAUCAUAAUCAACCUCAACAUAAUCAAAAUCCAAACCAUCAUCAUCAACUACCUCCGCAUAUUCCUGUUCAGCAAUUCAUACAUCCGCAAAUGCAACAAGCUAAUCUUACACCUCAACAACAACAACAAUUUUUUAUGCAAUAUAAUAACUAUCAAUAUCCAAUGAUGAUGAAUCAAAUGUACGGAUUCAUGCCCUAUCAACAAGAAAUAUAUCAACAGCAACCUCAACAAAUGUAUAUGAUUCCACCUCCACAUCCACUUCCACAAAGUCAUAUACCGAUGCAUCAACCGCCCCCACCGAUACCACAUUCUCAUCCAUCACCUCAUGGUCAUAACAAUAGCAAUAACCUUACAAGUACUAAGCAAAAUACUCAACAAACUAGUAGUCCUCUACUACCACCUCAAAUUCCACAUCAAAGAUACCAAAAACUGCCACAACUGCAUAAUAUUCCGCAAAAGCAACACCAAUAUCAGCAGGUCGGUCCACUUCCGCUGCAAAAUCAACAACAACCAAAACAUCAAUCACAACAACAACCACAAGUUCAUCAUACGCAACAACAACCACAAGUUCAUCAUACACAGCAACAACCACAAGUUCAUCAUACACAACAGCAAACACAGGAACUGCAAAAUCAACAACAUGAACAAAAACAGAUCAUAAAGGAGCUGGAGCAACAAGAAAAGCAACAGUCUAAUCCCGAGCAAUCACAGACACCAGAACGAAGUAUUCCAAAUUCAUCUGAUAUCAAUUCAUCAAAUAAUAUUCUACUGGAGGAGACCGAAUCGUCACUAUCCCAAAAUUUCGAUGAAGAUGAGGACCAUGAAUCACCAAGAUUGAAUGGUCACAAAAGUGUAGAAACUGUCACACCGACACUUGAAGCGGAACCUGCAAGUUUGGUUUCUUUACCAUUAUUCAUUAAUAUUAAAGAAAUGGACUUUCUCAAUAAUUUUUUACUGACGGAGCAAUCAAGAAAUGUAAAAUCUAUCAACAUAUCAAAUCAAUUGGAAGAUAACUUCAUGAGGAAAGAAAAUAAAGUUAUACUUUGCCCAAACAUCACUAGACAAUAUUACGUAAAUUCAUCUAAAACCAUACUAUCAAAUGGGAAAGAUCAAACAGAUAUUCAUAACAUUCACAAAUUGACAAAUGAUACGAAACAAGAGAACCAGCAACAACAACAACAACAACAACAGCAGCAAAACCAGCAACAACAGCAAAUACCUGAUGUAUGUAAUUCGCAAGGUUCUCCUGCGUUGUCAAGUAAUUGGGCUUCGUUCUUGCAAGCAACCGCUCCACCAACUCCUAAAAAAGUUGUCAGAAAAUCAAGCCCUGCUAAAGUUGAACCAACAACUUACACAAAAGUCAAGUCUUCUACUCCGGACAUAUUCAAUUUGGAGAAUGAGUCAACCCAACCUUUAGGAAUAUUGUUAUUGAAAAUAAUGUUUGAUACUAAUUACUCUAUUUUCAAUAAUUUUCCAGUAUUUGAAAUCAAGCCAAAAGGUUUGACAAAUACUGGUAAUAUAUGUUUUAUGAAUUCAAUCCUUCAGACUUUACUUUAUUGUGAACCAUUCAACAAAUUAUUAAAACUAAUUGAAACGAAAGCAAUUGGAGAUUUAGUUACAUCAUCACAACCAUUAAUUGACGCGACUAUCAAAUUAUUUAAUGAAUUUAAACCUUCGGAUGAUAAAUCACCUGUUUCUAUUGAGACAUUUUAUUCAGCAUUAUCAAAACACAAAAAGUUUCAACAUUUAAAAUGGGGUCAACAAGAAGAUGCCGAAGAAUUUUUGGGAUAUUAUUUGGACGCAUUGAAUGAAGAAAUGAUAUCAGCUUUGAAAAAAUUAAAUACCCCUCAAAUUGAUUCAUUAAUACAAUCAUACGAAUCAGAUGAUAUAACAAAAUUUAAAUAUAAUAUUAAAACAUGUAUAAGGAGGAUUAAGAACGAAGAAGAUGAUGAUGAGUGGAAAGAAGUAAGUAAGAAAAACGUCACAAAAAUUGAAAUUGAACCUACUCCAUUAAAUAUGAUAUUUGGAGGUGAAUUCAAAUCAGUUAUAUCUAUACCAAAAGCAACAUCAUUUCAAAAGUCAAUAACAUUGGAUCCAUUUCAGCAUGUACAAUUAGAUAUUUCAAACUCGGAAUCAGUAGAAGAUGCAUUUAUUCAUUUGAAUGAGUUAGAAAGUAUCUCAUAUAAAGGUCAAAACAACAAAGACUUAUUAGUCAAAAAACAAACAUUCAUAGAAAAAUUACCAAAUGUUUUAAUAAUACAUUUGAAGAGAUUUAGCUAUUCUUCACAAAAUCAAGAGAAUGCCAUUGAAAAAAUAGGUAAAAAUAUAACAUAUAAUCACACGUUGAUCAUACCGAAUGAAAUAUUAUCGCAAACACAACAACAACAACCUCAAUCAUCUCAAUCACAAGAAUAUCAAUUGAACUCGGUGGUAUAUCAUCAUGGCUCGUCAGCAGAUGCUGGACAUUACACAAGUGAUACGUUUGAUUUUGAAAAUAAUCAAUGGUGGAGAAUUGAUGACACAAUUGUAAAACCAAUUAGUGAUGAGGAUGUUUUAAAUGAUGGUAUAAAUAAUGCAUAUAUUUUAAUAUUUUCUGCUACUCAUCCUUUCUCUUCUUUUCAGACAUCUAUAUCACCUUCCAAAAUUAUGGCUAAAACUCGAUCGAAAGGACCUGUAUCUCCUGUUGCUAAUAAAAUUAAAUCACCAGGCAAAGUAACUAAACCAAGAAAGGUUCUGUCCAAAGAAAAAAAAAUUUCAUCGAAGAAUUCGGAAUCACUAGAAGAUGGCCAAGCUGAACAUUCAACUGAAUCAAAUCUGUCUAUAAUACCAUCCAGUGUUAUCAAGAAGGCCAUAAUUGAAUUGGAAAAAUAUAUUACACGAGACAAGCAAGAGAAACAAGAAUCCAAUGAAAAAUCAAAAUCACAAUUAUUCGAUGAAGAUGUAAUUAAUGAGGCUAAUACGUUGUAUCUUAUAAUUGAAUCUAAGAAAUUUUUUUCAGCUAAACCUCAGUUCAAACCUAAAACGAUCAAAUUAUCUAAAUCGAUGUAUAAUUUUAAAGAAUUGAAAACUUGUUUAAUCAUUCGUGAUCAGUUAGUUAAAACUAAUGAAGAGAUUGAAAAAAUUGAAAAUGAAAAUUUACCAACGAUAUCACAAAUAUUACCCUUGAAAUCAUUAAAGACUGAAUACAAGCCAUUUGAAAAAAGAAGGGAGUUUAGAAAUGAUUAUGAUUUGUUCUUAGCAGAUGAAGCGAUUUUAAAUACAUUACCGAAUGUUUUAGGAAAAGUUUUUUAUGACUCCAAUAACAAAGUCCCAUUGCCAGUUAGGGUAACAAACUCAUCAAAUAAUUCAGAGUUAUCUAUAACUACUUUGAAAAAUCAACUAGAUAAAAUUUUGAAUAGUACAUUCUAUUUGCCUCCACAAGGAACGGUUGUUUCAAUAAAAGUAGGUCAUAUAAGUAAUGAAGAUGAAGAUGAGACCAAAUUCACAAAUGACGAAUUAAGUGAUAAUGUAAGAGAUAUAGUAAAGCUGUUCGAUCUAGAUACGUUAAAGACUAUAAUGAUCAAAACUGGAACUUCACCAGCAAUUCCAUUAUUUUAUACCGACAAAUUGUAUACUGAUGAAGAUAUAUUGGAUGACAUAACAUCGACUGAGGCGGAUGAGGAAGUCAAUGUGGAAUUAACACCGUUUGAAAAAGGUUUAUUACAAUUGGGUGAUCUCGAAACUGUCUCUAAAGUACUUGGAAAAAAAUUGGAAACGCGUCUGUUAUCACCUGAAACAAAUUUAACCGUUGGUCGAGAUGAAACUCAUGAACUUGUAUUCAAUUCAAUGAAAUGUGCAAGAAAUUUAUUACAAAUAGUCACCGGACCAACAAACCCAAAUCAAAAAACAUCAUUAAUCUUAUUUAUACAAUCUAGGGCUAAGUCAUACAUCAAUGGUAAACUUGUAAAUUUGAAAAAAGGUGAAAAUCCAAAAGAAUUGAUUUAUACUGCUGAAUCCAAAAUUGACAUCAAUUGUGAGCAAAGUACCGAUCCCAGUGCAAAUUCUGAUUUUCCUUUAUUGAUUGAAUGGAUUGACCUCAAGCUAUAUAUUGAUACACAAGAUGAAUUGGUGGACCAACUAAAAAAAUUGAAUAUGGACUUGCCAAUAGUGGAUUCCGUCGAUAAAGCGACUCAUAUCUAUACAAAUAAAGCGGUUCCAGAUCUGAAUAACUUUAAAAGGGCCAUAAUAUUGGGGAAGCAUGUUGUAAAUGACACGUGGUUAGAAUCAUUGAUCUCAAAUCCAAAUGAUGUUGAUAAUUGGCUCUUGGCUAGUCAGGAUUCAAAAUUCCUACCUGACAAUAAUAAUUUAUAUUUGCCUUCUACGCAAAGAGCCAUUAGUCAGAAAAUUUUAUCUUUUGAGUCAAUUGGUUGGAUAGACUGUGAGAUAGUGGACAAAACAGAAGAGGAUAUCAAAAAUAAAGCAGGAAGCUCUACAUUUAUUUUAGUUUCAAAGGAAAAGUUCAUGGAUUUAAAAUCAAUAAGUGAAAAUGAAUUGUGGAGCGCCAUUCUCAACAACAAUACAGCAUCUUUACCGACAAAUACAAUUCAAAACUUGAAAAGGGCGGCAGACUCAAAUUCAAAAGGUGCAUCAGGAGCAAGGAAAAGAAGAAAAUACGAGAAAGUUGAUAAACUACAUUUUUUUUCAUUAGGUUCAACUUCAACCCCUACUACUCAGAACAAUAAUACUCAAGAAAGUUUAACAACUCAGCCAGCGGCUCAAACAGAUGGAGAAAAAUCAAGAACAACGACCCCAAAUACAGAAACAAUUCCUGAUUCCGAAACUCAAGAAAUUAUUCAACAGGAACAACCAAAACCACCAAGACUUGAAAAGAUAAAGAAAGAGCCAGAAGACCCACCACCAGUGAAUUACAAAAAGCGUCAAAAUGAAUCAUUUACAAAUCAUCAACCUCCGAAAGUUGCAAAAUUUAUGCCAAAGGUGUCAUUUGCCGAUGCUGUGAUUCAAGCCAGAGAAACUCUGGUCAAGAAAUGGAACAAAGAAAUGGGUAUUAAUGAGACUCUGGAAGAUCAAGAAGUAGUUCUUGAUGAUUUGUCAAACUUGGCUAUUGUUGAGAUUGUUGAUAUGCCUAUGAGAAAUAAAAAUUUGCAACAACCACAAACAGAUCAGUUAAGUGUGGACAUUAAUGUCAAUGUUAAAAAUUUCAAAAGGUUUAGAAAAAACAAACCUCCUACGCAACACAAAGAUCGUCCAAUUAUUGAGAUGACAAUAUCAGAUACUAAUGUAUUCAUACCCAAAAGUAAAAAAAAGGAAACUACCGUUGACAAUGAGUUUGAAGGUGUAAUGGAUAAUGUACGUGGAUAUAACCCGACACCUUUAUUUGUUGAGGAUAGUGAUAAUGAAGAGGAUGAGGAGGAGAGUGGACCUUAUGAUGAGAAUGGAAUGCUGUCAUUCAAAAAUUUUACUAGUCGAGGUUCAACUAUAAAUACCGAUAACGAGACGACGACAAAUUUUAAUUCAGCGACAAGAAUUACAAACUCAAACAAAACCCCUAAUGACAAAUAUGAUGAUGAUGAAGAAGAUGAUGAUGAUGAUGAGGAUAAUGAUGAUCAACCUAAAUUUGGUUUUAGUAGAUGA